UUCGUUGAGUCAUAAGGAAAGGAAAUUUUGAAGCAGAGAGGUAUUUUAGAAAACUUGAGUAUGCCUAAAAAUUUCUUCUUUCAAAAAGCAUGUAUUACUUUUGUGUGCCUCUUUGAAUUUUCAUCUCUAGCAAGUAGACCGCCACUACAAACAGAAUUUCCAGAGAAAUGUUAUGAAGAAUAUGGCUGCUUUGAGACAGGUCCACCUUUCCAUGACAACUUUCAUCGUCCUAUAAGUCUUCUGCCUUUUAAUAAGGAGUUCCUCACUACCAAGUUCCUUUUGUUUACACCACUGAACCCUGCUGUGCCCCAAAUGAUCGAUUCAACCCUGAUGUCUGUGACUAAUUCGUUUUUUAAUCCUUAUAUACAAACGAAGAUUAUUAUUCAUGGAUUCAAUGUUUCUCCUACAGAAAACAAUGCAUCUUAUGUUUUAAAAGACUUGCUUCUCAAAAGUGGAAAUCAAAACGUUAUCAUUGUCGAUUGGUCAGACAGUAACGGAGCUCCAUAUCCACAAGCAGUUGCUAAUGCGAGAGUAGUUGCAGCUCAGCUUGCACAACUGAUAAAUGCUUUACAAGAUAUCACUGGAAAUCCUCCAAGAAAUGUUCAUCUCAUUGGACACAGUCUUGGAGCUCAUUUGGCUGGAUGGACAGGGAAAAGAAUUCAAGGCUUGGGAAGAAUAACAGGUCUGGAUCCCGCUGGACCAUACUUUUAUGAAGCCCACCCCAAAGCAAGACUUGAUGCUACGGAUGCGGAAUUUGUUGAUGUAAUACACACCAAUGGAGGAAAUAAUCUAUUAGAAGGGCUUGGUAUUGCUGAAGCUAUAGGUCAUGUAGAUUUCUAUUUAAAUGGUGGCAUGCAACAACCAGGUUGUUACAACAAAUCUCUUGCAUAUCAGGCUGAAGAAGACUUUGAAGUCCAUUCCUGCAGCCAUUCGCGGGCCUUUGUGCUUUUUACAGCUUCAGUGCGCAAUAAAUACUGCCGUUUCGAAGGAUGGCCAUGUGAAUCUUUCCAGAAUUUCUUAGAUGGAAACUGUUAUCCUGGUUAUUCGAAGAGAUCUUUGGAAAUGGGAUUACGUUCUCUGAAGCCUCCAUAUGUAUCAAGGGGUCAAAAGUAUUAUUUAAUGACUGGCAUGUUCUAUCCUUAUUGCUGGCAAUGAAGAUUAAAUUAAAACCGAAGAUUCCAUAUCUGGUUGUCAAUGUGUUUAAACUUAUCCAAAAUGAUAUCCACAUGAAUGUCACAGAAACAUUGCUGGAUUAAUUUGUGAAUAGGUGAGAAAUAUUAUUUUUUCACUUUAUUUUGUACAAAAAAUAUUUUAUGUUUGCUUAACAUCAAUAAAGUAUUUGCUUAAAAGUAA
Messenger RNA from Stegodyphus dumicola, 1353 nucleotides. Its product is annotated as pancreatic triacylglycerol lipase-like. Gene Ontology annotation, biological process: lipid catabolic process. Gene Ontology annotation, molecular function: triacylglycerol lipase activity. The record is from RefSeq and is a predicted model, not a curated record. Lineage: Eukaryota; Metazoa; Arthropoda; Arachnida; Araneae; Eresidae.